AUGGCACCAUCGCACAGAUUUUUAACAGACCUUUCUGAUGACAUGGCUGAAUUAUUAAAUACAGGUGCUGGUUACGAUGUUGUAAUUCAUGUUGGAGAGGAACCAAAUGUUAAAGAAUUUAGAACACAUUCAGUAAUGCUAGCAGCAAGGUGUCCAUAUUUUCAAACUGCACUAUCAAGUAAAUGGGCUAAAAAACAAGGAGAUAUUUUUGUAUUUCGCAAGCCAAAUAUUUCUCCAAGAACUUUUAAUGAAAUCUUACUAUAUUUAUACUCCGGAACAAUAGACUUAGUACAACAAGAUGGCAUUGAUUUAAUAAAAAUUAUCGUGGCUGCUGACGAACUAGGCCUUCAAAAAAUUGUAGAAGUAAUAAAACAAUAUUUAAUCGAUAAUCAAUCCGAACUUUUAAUUAGAAAUCCUAUCCGAAAUCCUGCAAAAAAUUUGUUACAAUGGACUGACAAAGAUUUUAUUGCAUUAAGAGAAUCAUUAAAUGAUUUAAUUCCACUUAUUAGAUGGAUACACAUUUCUUCUAGUGAUUUCUUAUAUAAAGUUCGUCCUUUUAAAAAACUUUUACCCCAAACUCUUUAUGAAGAGAUUUUAAGUUAUCAUUUGGAUUCUGGGAAUAAGCCAACUUCUCUUGAAAUUCUUCCACGAAAGGGUCCAAUUUUUGAUUCGAAUCCUCAUCUUUCUGAAAAUUCGGCUAGUAGUCCUAAUAAUAAUAGUACGAGUGGUGGUAGUUGGUGGAAGACUUCUUCAAGUUUUUUAUUUUCUUUUAAUGACUUAGAUUUCAAAAUAGCUCGAGUCGAACGACCACAAUAUGCAAUUUAUUAUGAUCGAAAAUAUGGUCCUGGAUGGGGUUACUCUGGAGAUUUGAUUAUUAAAGAUUCUGGUUCAAUCUAUAAUAGUCAGAAAUCCAUGACUUAUCCUGAUGCAUCAAAAUUUUUCCCUUAUACGACUUCAUCAGAAUAUGAUAUUGAUGAAUAUGAAGUUUUUCAAGUUGUAAGAAAACCUGGAUUUAAAAAAAAGAAUAGAGCAAGAUAUUAUUCUCGUGAGAUUGUACGAACGUUGAAGAGACAGAAUUGGAAUUAUUUUUUCAAAGUUUUAAUUAUGAUAAUGUUUACGUUGUUUAUUGGAUGGAUGAUUAUUAAAUAUGAGAUUCAUUGGAAG
Messenger RNA from Dentiscutata heterogama, 1164 nucleotides. The record is from the annotation of a GenBank genome assembly. NCBI's taxonomy places the organism in Eukaryota, Fungi, Glomeromycota, Glomeromycetes, Diversisporales, Gigasporaceae.